UUUAGUAGUGUUUUUAGGCCAAAACUACCCAAAAUGGCGAAGAAAGACCACAAAGCUCAUUCCUUAAUCAUGCUGUGUGUUCAUCAUCUACUGUGAUUCAUCAAACUGAGAGAAAAGUGCCACCGAUUUUGUGAAACGAUGAUGUUUGUGGAGUCCAAUGAUGUUGACGGUACCGUAGCGCUUUGACCUGUGCUGUACCGUGUAUUGACACUUCUUCACCGUACACAAUGCGUGUCACACCCACGCUCACAACUCUCGUACACGUACAUUGGACUGUGCCAAUCCCACGGCCCAACCCUGAAUAGCUCGCUGAAAAUCUGUUAAGCCAUUGUACUCUGUAGUACUUUUUCUCGUAAUAAUCCCUGGACUUUAGACGCGGCAACAUGGAGAGCAGUAGUGUGAUGAUCAUUAUCGGUGCCUGCUUGGCCAUUGGCGGCAAUCUCCUGAUCAGUGUGUCGAUGAACAUACAGAAAUAUGCUCUGAUGAGACUAGAAAACCAAGGCUUUCACGCCGAGACAAGUCACGAUUACCUGAAGAGCAGACUAUGGUGGCUGGGAAUCGCCAUGAUGGUCACCGGUGAGAUCGGUAACUUCAUGGCGUACGGCUUCGGGCCAGCCACGGUGGUUGCACCGCUAGGCACCACGACAGUAGUAGCGAAUGCUUAUAUAGCAAUUGUCUUUUUAGGAGAAAAGCUCAGAGCAAGGGAUGUACUAGGAACAUAUCUCAUCAUUGUCGGUGCUUUUCUUAUAGUUGUAUUUUCAACACAGGAUAACACCAGAUUAUCGGCUGAACAGAUCGACAGUCAUAUAUUGAAGCCGGCAUUUCUAGUUUACUUGGGAGCGGAAGUUGUUGUUUUCAUCGCUGUAAAUAUAAUUAUUCAUCACUAUGGAGCACUGCAUGUCAUUCUAUUUAUUCUACCAGCCGCUAUUCUAGCUUCUCUGACAGUUAUUAGUUCGAAGGCUGUAUCGGGGAUGAUCACUCUGACUGUAGGGGGCGACAGUCAACUCACUUACGCCAUCUUCUACAUUAUGAUCAUUGUCAUCUUCGUUACAGGAGUAAUACAAAUAAGAUAUGUCACUCGAGCCAUGCAGUCCUUCCAAGCGACCGUAGUAGUCCCGACAUUCUUUGUGUUUUUCACUGUUAGUGCAAUAUUGGCAGGUAUCUUUUUCUACGGGGAAUUCAACGGGCUCACGUUUGUGCAAGUUGUGAUGUUUCUAUUCGGGUGUUUUUGUUCAUUUGUGGGAGUGCUGUUCAUAACUCAGGGACGGAACGGUGAACAGUUGGCGCCGCUAGACAGUCAGUAUCACGCAGGACCACCGAAAGCACUGAUGCCAAUCUGUCCGUUCCCAUGCACGAAUCAUCUUGUGCAGCCAUCAGAUGAUGACAAUGACGAUGAUCCGAAAGAGGUGGAGUUGAAAUCAUUGGUGGAUGGUGACGAAACGGAUGUUUCUGAAUCAGUCUUUUCCAACGGAACGGGGAAGUCGCUCUUCAAUCCGGCCCUACAGAUGACGAAGACCGACACGAAGGAGAAGUCGUCACUGAAACCUUCUGAUUUCACGCAAGGGGAUUCUGGGAUGGCAAGGACAUCCACCGGAGGUGAAACGACGUGAUCUGAUGCGAAAUCGCCCAACUCUGAUGGCUUUUUGUGAUGGCCUGGUGAGAUUCCGAGCUAUAAGACGUUGAACAUGCCAGGUCGAUUUGAAGCCAAUCGUGAACUCGGACUUGGACACCAGAGGGCGCUGUCUAACAACGUGAGCUUGCAAAGGACACUUUGGCCAAGUUCGCGCAAGGAC
Patiria miniata (bat star) is the source of this 1793-nucleotide messenger RNA. Its product is annotated as NIPA-like protein 2. Gene Ontology annotation, molecular function: magnesium ion transmembrane transporter activity. Gene Ontology annotation, biological process: magnesium ion transport. Bases 384 to 1610 code for a protein of 408 amino acids. The transcript is spliced from 13 exons. Lineage: Eukaryota; Metazoa; Echinodermata; Asteroidea; Valvatida; Asterinidae. The record is from RefSeq and is a predicted model, not a curated record. Gene Ontology annotation, cellular component: membrane.